Aspergillus ibericus CBS 121593 is the source of this 2113-nucleotide messenger RNA. RefSeq lists its product as uncharacterized. The transcript is spliced from 7 exons. Gene Ontology annotation, biological process: cell surface receptor signaling pathway. The record is from RefSeq and is a predicted model, not a curated record. The coding region runs from base 68 to 2113 and encodes 681 amino acids. NCBI's taxonomy places the organism in Eukaryota, Fungi, Ascomycota, Eurotiomycetes, Eurotiales, Aspergillaceae.
CAGCCUCCAGCUGAGCCCAAGCGAAAGCCAACUUCAAAUACCCAGCACAUGCUUAUCCCACGGCCCAAUGGCCGACCCGCUUUCAAUCAUUGCAUUCGUCGUCCAAGCAAUCGACGUGGCAACAGAGGUAUACCGAUACGGGAAAGAAGUCAAGGACGCGCACAACGAGAUCCGAGAGCUAUUCGGAGAGCUCUUCGCCCUGAAAGCAAUCCUCGAGCAGAUAGAGAAGAACCAACAAGGUGCGCUCGGAUAUGAUCCCCAUGCCCCGCAAUCGAUGUCGUCAAAGCCGUUUCAGGAUGCGAUGAGGGAGGCCUCGACCGUUUUGAAAGAGAUCCUGGAUGAUCUGGAGAGCAGGCAGGCAAAGGGGACUUCUGUCUGGCGACAUCUCGGGUGGCCUGAGAGGAAGGCACAGCUGAAGGAGAAUAUUGCGAGGUUGGAGAGGUUGAAGACGUAUUUCAUCUUGGUUAUGAUGAAUGAUAAAUCGCUGGUGGAUAGGAAAAUCACGUCGUCGAUUGAUUUGUUGACGGACAUGGGGAAAGAGAUCAAAUUGAACAAUCAGCGUGAACUACAACAGAAAGUGAACGACUGGAUCUGUCCUGUUGACGUGGAAUCGACCCAUCGAAGAGCGUUAUCGCUGCACCAAUCUGGCACCGGGCUUUGGUUUAUCAACGGGCCCUUCCGACAAUGGUUCUCCGGGGAAGAUGGGUCAAGAUUGCUCUAUCUCCAAGGUAGAUCUGGAUCGGGAAAAACCGUUCUUUGUGCGACAGCUAUUGAAGAAGCGCAGAUGGUUGCCAAAAACAUGCAGCAACCUGGAGCUCAUGUUGUGUACUUCUAUUGUUCAUUCCAGCAUAGUGCUUCCCAAAGCCUAGCAAAUCUGCUGGGGGCCAUGUUGGCGCAACUUUCUCACUCAUUCCCCGAAAUUUCGGGGGAGCUGAACACUUAUUUCCAGAGAAAAUCCCCUCCUACUCCCGAUAACCUUAUUCAAUUACUUCUCAAAUACGGCUCUCGGGUGCUAAAGCUGUACAUCUUCGUCGACGCUAUUAAUGAGACCGACGAGACCGACAACAUUCUGAAAUCACUGAUGGCCAUCAUGGAACGUGCACAUAAUGUGUACGUUAUGGCUACUAGCACGAGUCCUCCGAGCACCCCAGGCAAGAUCCAACUUGUGAAGGAGACAAUGAAGCCGUCGUCAAACAGAGAUGACAUUAGAGCAUUUGUGAACCUGCAGUUGGAGCUGCAGCCCGCUCUUCGCCGCCUGCCAUCGCAGACAAAGGCCCACAUAAGCGAAUUGUUGACCUCUAAGUCAGACGGGAUGUUUCGGUAUGUCCGAUGUCAAAUAGACCUGCUUGGCGCCCAGAAAACCGGUCGAGGUGUCCUCAGAGCGCUCGUGGUAAUGCCAGAAGACUUGAAUGGCACCUAUGAAGUUAUAUUGGGCAGAAUCUCAUCCCAUGACAGAGACCUUGCCAGAGAAGCGCUCACCUGGCUUACAUAUAGCCGGCAAGCGCUGACGUUGCCGGCGUUGAACGAGGCCCUAGUCUUGGAAAAGGGUGAUAAGUAUCUCGAUGACGACUGCAGACUUAUCAACCCCGAUGUCAUCCUGGAAAUAUGCCAGGGUCUGGUGGUUUUCGACGACGCCAACUCAAUUGUGACUCUAGCACAUUCUUCCGUUAAGGCGUUUCUAACCUCCGAUGCCAUUCAACACGGACCAGCGGCAUUCUUCGCCUUGAAGGAGAUUGAGGCCACGAGACACAUCUUUCAUAAAUGCUUGACGUAUUUGAUGUUUGAUGCUUUCCAAGUGCCAUGUGGAAGUCAACGGCAAUUGGAAGAACGCAUCGACCAGUUCCCGCUUUAUGCAAGUGCUGCGGAGGCCUGGGGGCUACUUUGUGGCACCGAAGCACCUACCGGUUUCAAACUCUCCAGCUCCGAGCUAGACGAGAUUAUUGUCUUUAUGUCUGGGAGUAACUUUAGAUCCUGGAUCCAGAUUCUACUGCGCGAGGCAACGGGCAAGCCAACAGGCUUAUCGAAACUGGGGCCGGCGUGGACGCUACCGGCGGACGAAAUGGCGCUACAGCCCUUACAGUCGCAGCCUAUAGAGGGCAACUCUCAGUCGUAA